Molecule: messenger RNA, 3289 nt
Organism: Prorocentrum cordatum
Lineage: Eukaryota; Dinophyceae; Prorocentrales; Prorocentraceae
Source: the annotation of a GenBank genome assembly
CUAUUGUCCCUCAGCUGCCUCCAUAGCAGCCAGCUCCUCCAUCCGGCCUGGUAGGUAGCACGGGCCCCCUCGGCUAACUUCGCCAACGUCGCCUCCGUCGCCACGCGGUCGAGGACCCGUGCCUCGUCCGCUGCCUCAAGGCCGGGGCGCGCCAGGCGGCCGACGGGCACAACCCUGUGGCUCGAGCCUCAUCGAGCCUCGCGGCUGCAGAGCCGAAAUGGGCACCGCGAAGUCCCUCGCCCCCGCCGCGCACGGAACCUGCAGUCUCAGCAGCCAGACCAUACAAUUCCACGGCACGGUGGGAGCGCUGCGGCGGCCUGGAGCUCGACCCCGUGCUCGGCAGUGGAGCGGUCGUCCUGAUGGACGCGGAGUGGAUGGUGAGGCGAGCGCGCACUGGCGGCGUCCUCGAGCCGCGCCAGGCGUUGCCGCCGACGGCCUUCGUGCCCCACAGCGCCGUCAAGGCCGCCAGUCAGUCGUUGCUGCACAUCGCGUGCAUAUCACACUGCUGGCUGCAGGCGAACCACCCGGAUCCACGCGGGCACAACCUGCGCAUCGUGGGCCAGGCCCUGCAGCUGCUGCUGGGCGUUAUCGGUGGCCGCUGGGGUGUAUUCAUGGACUUCUGCUGCAUCCAUCAAAACUGCAGGGACCGCGAGGGCGUUCCCCAGCAGCACACCUACCAGCGGCUCGAAGGCUCAGAUUCGUUCGAGGACGAUGCCCUCGGCCGCUUCGAGCUGGAGCAUGCGCUCUUCAAGGAGGCAUUGGGGAGCCUGGGGAGCUUCUACUCCCACCCCGCCACUGUCGUCUUCAUGCUGACGCGGUUUCCAGAUGAUUACGGCGAUGCUGCAAAGUACACCCGGUCGGGCAACACGGAGCAGUACUUCAACCGUGGCUGGUGCUUCUGCGAGUCCUCCUGGGGGAUGCUGACGAAGCCGGCUAGCAGGCUCUUGGACCUCGGCCGAUGCACGGGAGCGGAGACCGACUACGGGGAGUUGCUGCAGACCUGCCGCGCGGGGCGCCGGGCGCCCCUCCUGCCCGACGCCUUCGACGUGGAGCUGCAGAGCAAGGGUUUCACCAACGGCAAGGACGACCGGCCCCGGGUCGCCGAGCUCUACCGCUCCGCCUUCGCGCAGCGCUUCGAGGCCGCGGAGGAGCUGCUCUACGCCGGGCUGCAGUGGGGGGACGAGGAGGCGCAGCAGCUGGCCGCCGUGCUCGCCUCGGGCGCCGCGCCCCGGCUGCGGAGGCUCCACCUCGCCUACAACCGCGUGGGCGACGAGGGCGCCGCGCGGCUGGCGGAGGCCCUGCGCGCCCCGGGCGCGCUGCCCCGGCUGCGGGAGCUCAGCCUCUACGACAACCGCGUGGGCGACGAGGGCGCCGCGCGGCUGGCGGAGGCCCUGCGCGCCCCGGGCGCGCUGCCCCAGCUGCGGCUGCUCGACCUCCGGCGCAACCCGCUCGGCGUCGGCGGGCCGGGCCGGGCGGCGCUGCGCGCCGCGUGGGCGGAGGCCGGGCGCCCGGAGUGCGGCCUGUGGCUCGGCGACUGAGGAGGGCCGGGCGCGGCGCGGCGCGCGGCCGUCCGAGGCGCGGUUGGCGGAUAUGUGGGAUGAGGUGAGACCGCGAAAGCGUUUGCGAGGGAAGGUUAGCCUCGCCGCCGUCGCCCUCUGCCAAACCCAGGCUGGUUGGACCACUGCCUUGAGUGAAUGACGUAGGAGCGCCCGUGCGCUGUGUCUGGUGCAUUGUCCACGACGGACCGCUGCACUUCCAAGUCUAUAAUGAUUCGGAUAUUUGUUUCUCGGCGCCUACCCUACAGAAUAUGCCGCAUCCAAUACUAGGAUUGCUUUCGACGCCUCGCCUCGCAGUAGCCUUCAUCACAAUUGCAGGCUGACCACGUGGCCUCAAGGUAGGCUGAGCUUGGUUCCAGAAGUAUUUUCCAUGUGCUCAUCUGUUUCCAUCCGUGCGAUGAGAGAAGUCGGUGUCGGUCGAGUAUCUCUCUCGACGCGUACCGAGCACGUCCGUCUUUUUGCCACAGGGGGAAGGAGACAGAGCUCGAAGGGCCAGCUUUCCCCAAAAAGUGAGUGCCGUACCGUGGAGGACUUCGCUCGACUCUCCUGUGGUAUCGGCUGCGCGUGCCGGGGUUCCGCCCGGGGCCCGCCUGGUGGGCGCCCUCCCCAGAGCUCAAGCGACGCCCCUCGUGCUGGGAGAGGGCGUGCCUGGCUUUCGCCCUGUGCCCUCGUGCCCGCCUGGCGCUCGUGGCCGCCUCGUGGGCGCUUCGUGCGCUGGGCGGUGUGGAGGGGACGAAUGGUUGGGAGCCAUAAGGCAGGCUGACCGGGUGGUAGCAGUCCACAGUCAUUUCAAGCUCCUCGCCUUGUAUCUUGCCUGGCCUCUUCUGCCGCGCUUGCCGUUGGCGUGGCGGCAUCGAGUUGGUUGCCGCAUCUCUUUGUAGGCAUAUUCGCAUGCAGGUGGUGAGUUCGUUGCCCAGCUGGAACGGAUGUCAGGCGGACGGAUGGUGCGGUAUUCACUUUCGCACAUGACGUCUGGCGCCCCGCAAGUCCUCUGAUGAUAGUUUGGCCCGGCUCCCAGCUGCUGGCAAUCACCUGAGGCGUUGUCAUGCCUCUUCUCCCUCCUCCCAUCGUGCUUUCUCCUCCCUCCUCCCCCUCCUCCUCUCUAAUCCCCCCAUGUGCCUCGUGCUCCCUCCUCUCCUUCCCGAGGCCUUGCCGCCCAGGCUCGGUGGUCGGCCUCUCGGAAGACGCCGGGGCCCGUCCACGGCCACGCGGUCAGUCGAGAGCUCGCCCUGCCCCAGCCGCGCCGAGAGGGAAGGGAAGGUGCGCGCGCGCGCCACGUUGCGCAUUUUUUCUCUAUCCGCGGACGCGUGUGGUCGCCGACCUGCAAUCCAACAGCAGAAACACCUCGUGCUAUGCGAACUUAUCAUGUCGCAUGCGAGGUAACCUCUUUUCUCUCCUCUCCACAUCCUCCCAGCAGCUUGGCAGCGUGCAGCUAAACAUCUGUUCAACUUUUGUGUUUAAACCAGCUGGAGGCGCAAAGUCCGGCCUCACUGAGAGGAUCAGCGGGGAUAAACAUUGAGCAGUUGUUUGCAUGGCUAAUUUAACCUGUGUAUUCAGUCGGAUCCGCAAAGGACGGCCUCACUGAGAGGAUCGACUGUUUAAACGCAGAUUUUAAACAGUUGAAUUCGUUUCGCUUUUAACCCUUCGCUGUACGCUGCGCACUGGCGAAAGCGGUCUGGGUACAUGCCCUAACGUCCUGCUCUUCCUCUUUCUCCUCUCGUUCCUCUUCGUCU